UAUUAACACAUUAUAUAUGUUAUGCUAUGAUAUACUAUGCUAUGCUAUACACUGUUGUUAGACAUUGUUUUAAUUGAUUGAUUGAUUGAUUAAUUGAUAGCCCGACUAAAUGAUAGCCGCGUCUAAUACCCGCCGCCGCUAUGAUGAUAAUGUGCUGACCAUUUGAUUGAUUGUCAUUGUUAUUGCCAAAGAGUUACCGAACGACGACGACUAGUGACCAGAGAGUGACCACCAGAACCGAACCGACCGCCCGAUGAAACUAUUGAAACCCAAUUGGAUUAAUCACAACGGUCGACCGAUAUUCUCGCUGGACAUACACCCGGAUGGCAGCCGACUGGCUACGGGUGGACAAGGCGACGAUUCGGGACGGGUGGUCAUAUGGAAUAUGUUGGCCAUUGUGGACGAAUCGGCCGAAUCCAAUGAAAAUGUUUGCAAACAAUUGUGUCAAAUGGACAACCAUUUGGCCUGUGUCAAUUCGGUUCGCUGGUCGCAGAGUGGCCGCUUUCUGGCCACUGCCGGCGACGAUAAAGUGAUUAUCAUUUGGACAAUCGGUGCCCGUUACGCACCGCAGACCAACGGUUUUGUCGGUAAUGUUGAACAAUAUCGGGUAGUGUCGACACUCAGGCAACAUUCGGGCGAUAUAUUGGACUUGAGUUGGUCGCCGGCAGAUAAUUGGUUGGCCUCGUGUUCGGUGGAUAAUUCGGUUAUCGUAUGGAAUGCUAAUAAAUGGAGUGAAGUAGCGGUCGUAUUGCGUGGACAUACGGGUCUGGUUAAGGGUAUUACUUGGGAUCCGAUCGGCAAAUACUUGGCCUCACAAUCCGAUGACAAAACACUGCGCAUUUGGCGUAUCAGCGACUGGACCGAAGAGGCGGUAAUUGAGGAACCGUUUGAAGAGUGCGGCGGAACCACUCACGUAUUGCGUCUGAAUUGGUCACCUGAUGGCCAGUUUCUGGUGUCGGCACACGCCAUGAACAACUUGGGUUCGGUCGCCCAGAUUAUCGAACGCCAAAACUGGUCGGCCAGUCGCGACUUUGUCGGCCACCGUAAGGCCAUAGCCUGUGUCCGAUUCAAUUCAAAUAUUAUGUGUUUGCCGUAUAAACACAACGCUAACCGAUCGCAUAAACUUUGUUGUAUAGCAAUCGGCAGUCGCGACCGAUCGCUGUCCGUAUGGAUGACAUCCCGUAAGCGGCCGAUACUUGUUUUGCACGAUUUGUUUGAUAAUUCUGUACUCGACUUAUCGUGGUCACAGUCGGGCUUCCAGUUGAUGGCCUGUUCGUGGGACGGAACGGUAGCCUACAUGGAAUUUACCGAACAGGAAAUCGGUUGUCCGAUGACCAGCGACGAAAAAGUAUUGUACAAACAAAAACUAUACGGCGUAUCCAAGAGUUCAUCCUCGCCUCAACACCAGCUGAUCGAAGAUCCAGAUAUUAUGGUAAUUCAUGAACAGAAGAAAAAAUUUAAUCAUCAAAACGGUGGCCAAUCGUCGAACGAGUCGUCGAAUAGGAUGGCGACCAACAACAACACCGGCAAUGAGCCGUCGCUAAGUAAUUCGCAAUCGUCUAAACUAAGCAAAGGACCGACCGAUAAGCAAGUAGAGGUCCGAUUGGCUGAUGGCCGACGCCGUAUAACCCCACUGUAUAUUCCGCCCAUCGAUGGUAUGACAUUUUGUGUACAGCCAACUACUUUUAGUUCAUCCAGCGAACCGAAGACAAAGAUUUAUAUUGAAAAACACGACGAAUCCAAUAGCCGAUCGUCGAUUGGUUCGUCACCUGUUAAACAACAACAACAGCCGUUGUCGUCGCAAAACGCGACCACAAACGGCACACCACUAACACCAACACAACAACAGACAACAUCAACAAAAUCUUUGCCGAAUAUGAAUACCGAACCGAUAAGAGUGGUCAACAACAAUAAUAAUAAUAAUAAAUCCGAUACCAAUGAUACUAACGGUAUUAGUAAAGUCAAGGACAUUAAGACGACGAUUAUUGAUGCCGACACUGGCGAUCAACAACAGUCGUUGCCUACACCAAAGCGAAAGCAUAGUGCGACCACCGAUGUGUCCAACAAUAGUAAGACUAAACGUGGCCGACCAUCGAUUCCCGGUAGCGGCGGCGGCGGCGGCGGCAGCGGCAGCAGCAGCAAAGAUAUUACCACAACAACAACCAGUCCGAAGAAUGAUUUGACGGCUAAAAACACUUACGAAGCCGAAAGGCAAACAAUCAAUAAGAUAAUCGAUAAGCCAGCGAUUCCCAUACAAGUUAAAGACAAACAUCCAUCGAUGGUAGCUAAACAUCAGACAGCCGCCUCCAAGUUAGCCAAAGAUGGUGGCGGCGUAGGCGGUAGUGGUGGUGGUUGGGCUCAUUCAUCGGCUGCAAGUGAUCAUCACUAUCUGCCAGUACUUAAAAUGGACAAAACAGCGACUGUCAAAGUGUUCAGUGCGUGCGAUAAAUAUGAUCGAAAAAAUAAUAUAUCCAUUGAUAUCGAAAAUUCGAUUAGUUCGUCGAAAAUAUCGGCUCUACGGCUAAACUCGAACGGUGACCGCCAGUGGCAGAUACUGGUAUCGGCCAACAUUAUCGCCGUUACCGGUAGCGAUCAACUGAUUGCCUGCGCCUGCAAUGAUCGUACACUAUCGGUGUUCAGUACGUCUACCGGGCGGCGACUACAGGCACCCAUUAUGCUGAGUUCACCCGUCGCGCGGCUAACCUGUCACAACAGCAAGAUUAUGGCCAUUACCGUACAGGCCGUACUGUGGAUGUGGGAUUUUAGUCGCCACCGGGUCCUAAUCAAAGGCGAAUCGCUGGCACCGUUGCUCAACAAUACCCACGAUGUUUCCAUAUUAAGCACCGGUAUUACCGAUUGUGAUUCACCAUUGAUUUGUUUAUCUUCGGGCAAAUCGUAUGUCUUCGACGAACAGUUUGGCAGUUGGACACUGAUUGCCAAUAGUAACGAUGUGCUCAACACUUGUACCGAUCAGAAGCCGCAUUCAUUUGAUCCCAGUUCACUGCCAUUGUCUACCAUACAGUCUCAAACAAGAACCAACAAAUCGAUGCAUACAUUGUUUUUGAGUGACUCGACACUACAGCAGUCGGCCGUUUUGAGUUAUAUUGACCAACAAUUGGCCGCAUCGUUUGUAAUCGGUUCGGCCAAAGAAUAUCGUUUCUGGAUGUUGGCCUUAGCUCAGCAUCUGUCCAAAGAAAAUAUGGAAAACAGGCUCCGGGAGCUGUGCCAGUAUCUAAUUGGACCCAUAUUCAAGUCCAUCCGGAGUCAAUGGGAACCGAAAAUUGUUGGCAACGGUAAACACGAUCUACUCAAAGAAGUUUUAGCCAUAUUGUCGACCAAUUUGCGUCUGCAGAGACUGUAUACAGAAUUUAAGGAACAAUUGGAUCACCAGACUAUGUCGGUUGCCUUAUAGAAGAGCAUAGAUUUUUAAUUGGUACUCAACAACAUCAACAACAACAACAACAACAUACAGUCAAUACAUCCAAUUGAUCCCAUAUAUACAUUUCAAUUUCAUCAAUCAAUCAAUUUUGUUAUACACAAACACAUAUGUAUAUCAUCAAUGUCAUUUUAUA
This is a messenger RNA of Oppia nitens, 3572 nucleotides long. RefSeq names its product protein HIRA-like (gene Hira). Gene Ontology annotation, molecular function: nucleosome binding; protein binding. Lineage: Eukaryota; Metazoa; Arthropoda; Arachnida; Sarcoptiformes; Oppiidae. Gene Ontology annotation, biological process: chromatin remodeling; regulation of DNA-templated transcription; DNA-templated transcription. The record is from RefSeq and is a predicted model, not a curated record. The transcript is spliced from 3 exons. Gene Ontology annotation, cellular component: HIR complex; nucleus. The coding region runs from base 254 to 3412 and encodes 1052 amino acids.